Messenger RNA from Thermothelomyces thermophilus ATCC 42464, 643 nucleotides. RefSeq lists its product as uncharacterized. Bases 144 to 596 code for a protein of 150 amino acids. The transcript has 2 exons. The record is from RefSeq and is a predicted model, not a curated record. NCBI's taxonomy places the organism in Eukaryota, Fungi, Ascomycota, Sordariomycetes, Sordariales, Chaetomiaceae.
UCGAGUGAUCAUUUUUGCAGGUAUCACACUCAGUGCACGCCCUUUAAGACUUGACCUUCGAAACAGACAGUUCCCCGCACAUCAACCGUCGAGUUCUUGUUACACCAAGUCGAGUCCGUGACCAACCAACCAACCAAGCCAAGAUGAUCCAAGGCAAGAUGAUGAGGUCCCGCGACUGCGUGCGAAACGACCCCUACUUCUCCCUCCUCCACUUGGCCCAGUUCGCCCUUGCCAUCACCGUUUGCGCCCUCUACGGCAUCGACAUCGACCGCGCUCGCAAGGCCAGAGUCUACCCCAGCGACGAAUGGAUCUACGCCGUAAUUGUUGGCGGUUUCUCUGCCGCGACCGUCGUUCUGUACUACUUUGCCUCUCUUCGCCGGUCCACCUUCGUCUGGGUGUCCCACUUGGUGCUCUUAGUCAUGUGGGCCGUGCUCUUGGGCAUCUUUGCCAAGAUGUUCAUCAACGUAGAUCCCCACGGAAAUGACGACCUACAACGCAUGAAGAAUGCCCUGUGGGUGGUGUUCGCGAGCACUGCUCUCUGGUUCAUUGGCUUCUUGGCGUAUUUCAUCAACUGGCGCCGUCACAGGUACUACUAGAGUCGUUUCGCCAGCCGGGUUUUGGGCGCCGGGUAGGGGGCUCGGGA